AUGCCGGCCAAAAGUUUCCUGGCCGUUGUUGAACCGGAUGAUGAGCAUCCGCCCCGUGAUAUGUUGCUUCCACUUCUUGGUCGGCCGCCAGGUUACACGCUGGAGCCUGGAUGGCGGAACUUAAUUGGUGCCGGGUUUGACGCUCGAGAGGGUAAUCAAUCAUGGUUUAUCUCCGCUCAGUAUCUCCCGGAGCGGACGGCCGCAACUCAUGGUUUUGCCACGGAGAACUGGGGGCCACGAGCAGCCCGCGGCGGCGGCGGGCUGUGUUUCGAUCUCCAUGGCGCCGAUGGUGGCUCGGCUUUCUCAAUUUCAGUGAAGCUGCCCAAGGAACAGCCUGUUUCUGUUAGUGCUGCGGCGGCGAGAAUGUUUCUGCUCCUGUAG
Messenger RNA from Colletotrichum lupini, 381 nucleotides. RefSeq lists its product as uncharacterized. Bases 1 to 381 code for a protein of 126 amino acids. The transcript has 3 exons. The record is from RefSeq and is a predicted model, not a curated record. NCBI's taxonomy places the organism in Eukaryota, Fungi, Ascomycota, Sordariomycetes, Glomerellales, Glomerellaceae.